Messenger RNA from Caretta caretta (loggerhead turtle), 4865 nucleotides. It is a transcript of the gene PTPN12, whose product is annotated as protein tyrosine phosphatase non-receptor type 12. Gene Ontology annotation, molecular function: non-membrane spanning protein tyrosine phosphatase activity. Gene Ontology annotation, biological process: protein dephosphorylation. NCBI's taxonomy places the organism in Eukaryota, Metazoa, Chordata, Testudines, Cheloniidae. Gene Ontology annotation, cellular component: nucleus; cytoplasm. The record is from RefSeq and is a predicted model, not a curated record.
UCCCUUCUCUGACCGUGUCGGUGGCGGCGGCGGCUGCAGGGACUGCUGUGGGGAGGGGCGAGCGGCCGGAGGCAGGAUGGAGAAGGCGGCCGGGUGGCGCUGAGCCGGAGGGAAGUUGUGUGAGGGGAGGCUUCGGGAUUGGGGGAGGCGGGCGGCCUGAGAGAGCCGAGGCGGCGGCGGGGAUCGUGUGGGGGCGGCCGGGGCUCGGGCUCCGGCUCGGCAGGCAGGAUGGAGCAAGAGGAGAUCCUGAGGAAAUUCAUCCAGCGCGUCCAGGCCAUGAAGGACACGGACCACAAUGGGGACGACAACUUCGCCAGCGACUUCAUGAGGUUAAGAAGAUUAUCAACCAAAUAUAGAACUGAAAAAAUCUAUCCAACAGUCACUGGAGAAAAAGAAGAAAAUGUUAAAAAGAACAGAUAUAAGGACAUAUUGCCAUUUGACCACAGCCGGGUUAAACUGACUUUAAAAACACUCCCUCAAGAUUCAGACUAUAUCAAUGCAAAUUUUAUUAAGGGAGUACAUGGGCCAAAAGCAUAUGUUGCUACCCAGGGACCAUUAGCAAAUACAGUAAUAGAUUUCUGGAGAAUGAUAUGGGAGUACAAUGUUGCAAUAAUUGUAAUGGCUUGUCGAGAGUUUGAAAUGGGACGGAAAAAAUGUGAGCGGUACUGGCCUUUGCAUGGAGAAGAAAGCGUAACUUUUGGACCAUUUCAGAUUUCUUGUGAAGCUGAACAAGCAAGAACAGACUACUAUAUUAGAACGCUAUUACUUGAAUUUCAAAAUGAAACUCGUAGGGUAUAUCAGUUUCAUUACGUGAACUGGCCUGACCAUGAUGUUCCAUCGUCUUUUGAUUCUAUUCUGGACAUGAUCAGCUUUAUGAGAGAAUACCAGGAGCAUGAAGAUGUGCCUAUUUGUAUACACUGCAGUGCAGGGUGUGGAAGAACAGGAGCCAUCUGUGCCAUAGAUUAUACAUGGAAUUUGCUAAAAGCUGGGAAAAUACCAGAAGAGUUCAAUGUAUUUAAUUUAAUACAAGAAAUGAGGACACAAAGGCAUUCUGCAGUGCAGACCAAGGAGCAGUAUGAACUUGUCCAUCGAGCCAUAGCACAACUGUUUGAAAAGCAACUACAGAAAUAUGAGAGUCGCACAGACUGGAAGAUUUCUGAUGGAGUGAAUGAAACUAGUACAGAGAAAACUGUCAAUUCUAUAGAUCUUGAGAAACAAGACUCUCCUCCACCAAAGCCUCCACGGACCCGCAGUUGUCUUGUAGAAGGAGAUGUUAAGGAAGAAAUCUUGCAGCCUCCAGAGCCUCACCCAGUACCACCCAUCUUAACACCAUCUCCUCCUUCAGCUUAUCCGACAGUCACUACUGUGUGGCAGGACAAUGAUAGAUACCAUCCAAAGCCAGUUUUGCACAUGGUUUCAUCAGACCAUUCAACAGACCUCAAUGAAAACUAUAAUAAAUCAACAGAACAUUCAGGGAAAAAUGAACCCAAUGAACGUGUGGAGAAAAAGCUGGAGCGCAACUUAAGUUUUGAAAUUAAGAAGGUACCUCUUCAGGAGGGACCACGAAGCUUUGAUGGGAAUACUCUUUUGAACCGAGGACAUGCAAUUAAAAUGAAGUCUGUUUCAUCUUGUGUAAUGCAUAAGAACUCUAAGCCACUGGAUCAUAGUUCAGGGGAUUCACUUGUAGACUCUUUUCAAAACUCUAGUAUGGAAUACAGUGUGCCACAAUCUAACAAAGCCGUAGUAGCUUCACUGGAAGGGCUGCAGAGCCAGAAGGAUUCUGAUGCUCCACCAAGACCAGACCGUCUGCUUCUCAAAGAGAAGGAGCAUGCCAUGUGGUCACUACAUGGGCCUGAAAAUGCACUGCCUACAUCUGCAUCUGAGGCUAUGUCCUCAGAUGUCUUAAGUCAUAGUAUUAAAACUGCCUCUCUGGUACCAAACCCCACAUCUCAAGUGGAAUGCUCUUCCAGUGAAACAGUUGAUCAUCGGGGCAGUACACUUUUAGUUAGAGCACCCCUCUGUUUCACUAAUCCUCUUCAUUCCGAUGAUUCUGACACAGAUGAGAAGAACGUUGAUGGAGCCAUGACCAAAAGUAUGUCUAAUAUUUCAACCGCAAGUGCCACAGUUUCUGCUUCAACUAGUACUGAAAACAUUUCUUCUAGAAAAGUAUUAUCAAUGUCCAUUGCUAGACAAGAUGUUCCAAGCAUAAGACAUUCUGAAGAGGAAAAAGUUUAGAAACCACAACUGCAUCAAGGCCACAAUUUGGAAAUGUUAGUUACACCAAGAUAGUGAACAGGCAGCACCAGAAGGAGCAGAUGCUUGACCUAUCUCUAUGCUAAGGCAGAGCAAGAGAUGAAAUGGUGACCAUCAUAGGGGUGUGAAAAUACACAGUAAUAGAAUUUGAGGUGGAGGACAAGAAACAGAAGUUUGAGGACAGUCCACCUUUUUUGUGUACAUUCAGGGAAGAGGACAGAGAAGCCAUGAUGGAAUACAUCUAUUGUGACAGGGAAAUGAGCCUACUGGGAAAAGAGUACCACAGGGAGCUCUUCACGGGAAAUAAAUGCAGAGCAAGAGGCAAAUUGCAGAUUGUUCCUCUCUGACUCCCUGCACAUGUGCAUUAUGUUCCAGCUCUUCAGUACAGUGCCAUUAGACAGGAGCACUACAUGUUGGACUGGCCAUUCUUACCUGCUUCUUCCUGGGCAUUCCCAUGCAACUCUGCCCCUCAUCAGGAUUAGGGAAAAAGACCAUGAGGAUCCACAGAAGAUGCAAUUCCUGUCCCUACAGUGUCUAUUUACAAACUGUUUUAUUAUGUGUUUUGCAUUGAUUACUUCAGCUGACCUGUAUGUGUUGUGUUAAAAAAAGAUGGUUUUCGGUAUAUCUGUUAAAAUUUCAUUAAGCGGAAUAAUUUAUCCUUCAUAGUAUCAUUAAAUCUCACUGGACACCAGACUACUUCAUUUUCUAUAAUAUCCUUAAUCAAAAUCAUAUACAUUUACAAAAUGGAGGAUCAGCAAAAGCUAUUACAUAAAGUUAAACCCACCACCAGCAAAGAAAAUAAUAUUUAAUAACAAAUAGUAGUCUUCUCUUACCUCCAGCAGAAAAUUGUCUUGGCUUCAGUUUUGUUUCCAUUUUGCAAACAGGCCGUGGAUAUGAAUGGUUAAGUUUCUAAAGGAGUUGGGGGAUUUUGACCCCCCCCCAUUCUCUCAUAAUUUUCAUGGGCUUGCAGAAACAUUUUCCAAAUGUCUAGCAAGCCAUUGUUUCAGGAAGCCUGAAAUUGUGGGCUAAAAACUCGAAAGGCAGUGUGCCUUCAAAGGUUGAUUAGUGUGCUGUGUGAAAAUACGUGUGCUGUGUGACAUGGGGCACGUCAAGCCUGAUUCCACAUUCUGGCACUUCGAGUGCAGAAGUUGGGGGGCCCACAAGGAUUCUAAAAAUUAAUACUGGCCACUCCAGGCUUGUAUUAAACUCCCCAGGUUACAGCUUCUCUCUGACCUUGGAGGGGUAGAUGCUGCCACCACCCAAGUGCAAAAAAAACCCCCAACCCUUUGGACCCAGGAAGAUGCACUUGGGAAUUCCUCCCUGUGGGUACCCUCAAGCCCUUUCACCUGCCUCCGGGGAAGAGCUGAGAGAGAAAACAAAGGAAAUCCACUGUUGCCACCAGCUAAUUAAACAAUAUGCACAAACCUCUUAGGACACAAAAAUCCAAUCCUGUUCUUAAAGGUAAAUUUUAUUAAAAACAAAAAGAAAGAAAAUACAUCUGGGAACUUAUGCUAUUGCUAGAUUUUAAAAAGAGCAAAUAUAAUAAUUAAGCAGCAAGAAUGGUUUUUCUUGAGGUCCCGCUUAAUGGUUACAAGCAAAACAAAAGCAUUUGGGGAAUCCACGAGCCAUAAAGAAAUAAGAGAAACAUAAUUGCGUCUUUCUAGACAUUCCCUGAUCUACUUACAUAUCUGGGGUUCAGAUAAGUAAUUCCUAAGUAUGAUUUGAUUUUUCAUACCUGGUUUAAAGCUUCUUACAGCAUUGCUGUUCUGUCUCUCCUCUCUGGAGAACAGCAGACAGGGAAAGUUUUUCCCCAAUUUUAAAAAGUUCUAGCCCUCCCAUUGGCUCUUUUGGUCAGGUGCUCACUUCCUUCCUUUUACCUAUGGGCUUUUUUAACCCUUUACAGGUAAAGCAAGUAGAGAACAGCGACUAACAGGGAUUUUGUAGCUAACUGGCUGUCUGGGUGUCCAUAAAAGGGAGCUACCCCGCUCCCUUCAUUUAUCACAGGGCAGAACUGUAAGUAAAACAAAAUGGCUGCUGUGGAUACACUGCACUACUGCUGUUGGCACUGGUGCAACCAUCAAGGUUCAAGAAGCAAUAGUAGAGCUCUCCAGUACAGAGGCUUCCUAAUUCUCUUUAAAUUCAGAGUAGGUAGCGCAAAACAUGGUUUUUGCUUCGUUGCCUUAAACGUGCACACUAAGUUUUUUCUUUAUUUGUCUUACCGUUUUGAGCUUAUUACUAAAAACUUCUCAAACACCACUAAGGCUAUACUUCUCCGCCCCCGCCCCGCACAAACUGAAGGACCCUAGGCAUCUGAACAGAAAGUAGUUUUUCAUUUGAUAUUUGAUUUGUUGAACAGUCAGUGAGCUAAUCACUGAACAAUACAAAGACACUGCCCUUUCCCCAAGGAGUUGCACACUAAAGUAGGAGAAUGAUAUAGGAAAUGGUUUCAUUUGAUGUAUAAACCUGUUGUUGCAUCUGUAUUUGUUCUUAAACUUUUCUUUAUACAAUGCCUUAUACUGUAGACUUGUAAAAAUUGACCUAUUAAGUGUUGUUAGAAAUUCUGUUUGUUUAAACAAAGCUACAUCAUUCUUAGUUUGUCUAAUUACAAUAAU